GAAUUUGACCCCAACAGACAUUGUGGUGUCAUGGAUCCUGAGACCAAGAAACCUUGUACAAGGUCACUCACAUGCAAGACUCAUUCACUUAAUUAUCGGAGAGCGGUACCAGGACGAAGAAAACAGUUUGACAUUCUUCUUGCUGAACACAAAGCUCGCUCAAAGGAGAAAGAAACUGUAAAAGACAAGGAACACCUACAAGUGUCAAAAGAAUCUCAUCAGAGUCCGUCUAUGCCUCCACAAGAGCAAGUUGCAGUACCUUUAACUAACCCUGGUUUGGAGCAUAAAGUUACAUCGCCAGCAAAAUCAAGACUGCUGAAUACUGCCCUUGCCAGCAGGGGUUCAUCUAUUGGCAGCUUAAGUAGUUUGGGCACUAUAUCCAACAGUGCAACAGUAUUGGAAUUGCCAUUGCCCAUAAUUGGAGAUUUAGCAAGCCGAUUAUCCAGUGAUGAAGGAGAAAUGGAUGGUGCAGAGGAAGCCGAAAAACUGGACUGUCAAUAUUCGGGGCACCACCCAAGGCCACUUGGUUAUUGCACUUUUGGGAGUCGCUUGAUGGGCAGAGGUUUCUAUGUCUUUGACAGACGAUGGGACCGUUUUCGACUGGCACUUAAUUCAAUGGUAGAAAAACACCUAAAUUCACAGAUGUGGAAGAAAAUUCCUCCUGCAGCGGAUAGCCCGAUGCCAUCUCCUGCAGCACCUGUUAACACAACAUUUUCUGCAUCAGUGCUACAGCCUUUGAGCAGCCCUUCAGCAGCUUAUCUUGCUUCAAGUUCACCAAUUACUCCGUCUUGUGUAAUGACAGCCCCGGUUUUGUCGUCAACAGGAUUUGCAACCACAGUGGACACCAAUUCCAUCAUGUCAUACACUGCUGCCUUUCCACAGGCAGCAACUGCAUUUAAUUUGAUGGACUCUGGGUUCAAGGCCCCUUCGUUGUUAUCACCAGUACCCAUGGUCAUACCUUCCCCAUCACUCAGUAAACCACUGAAAACAAAAACCAGCAGAUCCUCCAAAGUUAAGGACUUAUCUUCACGCAGCGACAAGGGCUCGUGUAAUAAGAGGAAGAAACCACCUCCGCCACUGCCUCCUGCCACCUCCCCAUUUCCAUCGUCAUUACAGACUUCAUCUUCAACGUCAUCAUUUUCAGGGUCGCACAAAAGGAACUGCGUGUUGAACCCUGGCACCACAUUGAAUUCAUUUCCUGCAACAUCUUCGUACAGCGCAAUGUCUGUGCACAAUACGAACAACGGAACCAAUGCACUUAGUGCCAAAAUAGACUCCUCAGGACGGACUUCCUUGCCUGGCAGCUCAACAGACUCCAUUAAACACAUGAGCAUGGUUGUGAGCAGUAUUGACCCCACUCUGUCUGUUUCUUCCCUGGUGCACCACGCAGGGGACCAUGCACUAGCAGCACACAGUACAAUGUCUUCGCUGCCCCUUCCUUUUGACAAGUCAGAGGGGAAAAAGCGUAAAAACUCUAGUUCCAGUAGUAGAUCCAGCAAAAUAACCAAAAUGCCUGGUAUGAACAGUGUUCACAAAAGAAGUGCUGCCAAUGUUAUGUCUUCAGUCACAGAAUCUAACAAUUCUGUCUCUCGCCAGGUAAGAAUUCUGGUUUUAAUUUUUUUGUGCAAAACUUGUCCUAAUUCGGGACAGUUAAAGAGUUUGCCUUUUUUGUGCUUCGGUGCAUUACUAAAAGAUCACUGA
Messenger RNA from Rhincodon typus (whale shark), 1701 nucleotides. Its product is annotated as ataxin-7-like protein 1. Bases 31 to 1701 code for a protein of 556 amino acids. Lineage: Eukaryota; Metazoa; Chordata; Chondrichthyes; Orectolobiformes; Rhincodontidae. The transcript is spliced from 5 exons. The record is from RefSeq and is a predicted model, not a curated record.